Peniophora sp. CBMAI 1063 is the source of this 615-nucleotide messenger RNA. The record is from the annotation of a GenBank genome assembly. Lineage: Eukaryota; Fungi; Basidiomycota; Agaricomycetes; Russulales; Peniophoraceae.
AUGUUCACCUUGCCUAUCGGCAUCGUGACCAUUGCCUUGACCGUCAAAAACGACGCGUCCAUUGGUCGCAUUCCGUUCUACUUUGGCUGGACCCUUGACCACACGAACUGGCAGCCGGAGAGCUUCUCCUUUGCAGACAUAAUAUCUGCCGGGCCUCUCAAUCUAGCGAACUUCCGAUUCACUUAUUGGACAUCGCCCGUCCUCGCGUUCGUCAUCUUCGGCCUCUUCGGUAUCACAUUGGAAGCCCGCGUAUCGUACUGGCGCAUCAUAUGCACCGUCGGCGGCUGGUUCGGCUGGCACCCCACACCUCGCACGCGCAGGGCACGUUCGGCGCCGGGAGAUAUCGAGGUCGGCGAGCGUCCGGCUCAGAACUCCAUGUCGUUGGGUCUUGAGUCGAACCCAAGCUUCAUCAACCCCAACGCGCGUGUGCAAGAUCGGGGCGAAGAGGGCGCCGGGAGCGCCAUGAAUGAAAUGGCGGAAGGCUCGGAGGGCAAGGAUGCGGCCGACGAAGUACGCCGGGCUACCGGGGAUACGUUGCAUGUGGACGCAGAGCGCUCAACGCGGUCUCACGGAUCGCGCCAAGACGGGAUCGAAGAUGUUAUGGACAUUGCGUGA